Messenger RNA from Xenopus laevis (African clawed frog), 2548 nucleotides. RefSeq names its product cytochrome c, testis S homeolog (gene cyct.S). Gene Ontology annotation, molecular function: heme binding; electron transfer activity. Gene Ontology annotation, cellular component: mitochondrial intermembrane space. NCBI's taxonomy places the organism in Eukaryota, Metazoa, Chordata, Amphibia, Anura, Pipidae. The record is from RefSeq and is marked provisional.
GCUUCCCCGUGACCCGUGAGAGUAAUUAACGGAUACAAAAUGGGGGAUGCUGAAAAGGGAAAGAAGAUCUUUAUCCAGAAGUGUGCUCAGUGCCACACAGUUGAAAAGACUGGGAAACACAAGACUGGGCCUAACUUAUGGGGUCUCUUCGGCCGGAAAACUGGACAAGCCCCGGGAUUUUCUUACACUGAUGCAAACAAAAGCAAAGGCAUUGUCUGGGGAGAGGAUACGCUGUUUGAAUAUUUGGAAAACCCAAAGAAAUAUAUUCCAGGAACCAAAAUGAUUUUUGCUGGCAUAAAAAAGAAGAACGAGCGCUUAGAUUUGAUUGCCUACUUAAAGAAGUCCACAUCAGAGUGAAUAACAUUGCAGCACAGGACUGUGUUUUAAGGAAUGGAUCUUCAGUUGAAUUCCACACGGGCUUAUGUUGAGUGUGCAUCUUAUUAAACAGAGACUCCAAUAAAAGUGAAUGUUGGCAGGAUUGUGGGAUGAUAUCUAUAGCCAUUUAUUUAUUCAUAAUUACAAGGAAAUAUAUGUAAACUCUAUGGAUGUAGCAUUGUGUAUUGUCAAACUUCACUUCUCUGGUGGUGGAUGCUGGCCUCACUGCUGAGGGUUUACUUAAUUUUAUAUUACAUUCUGUUAUGGAAUGAGUAAUAUCAGUGUUCUGUUAAAGUUUCAGAACUCCUGUGUGUGCAAUAACUUGUGCUACAUUUGUAUUACUUUGAGAGGUUUUAUUGUUAAUGGUAGAUUAAUACUAUUAGAAGUCAUACUACUGAACUUAUGCAUCUAUACUUUAUUCCAGUUAUGUGUUUUUAAAAGGAACAGUAGUACUAAAAUGAAACAGUCUUUAUAUAUACUUCAAUAUAACAAACCUUGCUGUUCUUAAGCAUUUUUAUCUGUUCUUUAUAGGGUUGCACUGAAUCCACUAUUUUGGAUUUGGCUGAAACCCCAAUGCUAAAGAACUAACGAUGCACCGAAUCCAGGAUUCGGCCGAAUCCUUUUGCCCGGCCGAAUACCAAUCCGAAUCCCAAUUUACAUAUGCAAAUUAGGGGUGGCAAGGGGAAAACAUUAUUUACUUCCUUGUUUUGUGACAAAAAGUUACACAAUUUCCCUCCCUGCCCCAAAUUUGCAUAUGCAAAUCAAGAUUCGGUUCAGCCGGGCAGAAGGAUUCGGCCAAAUCUGAAUCCUGCUGAAAAAGGCCGAAUCCCGAACCGAAUCCUGUAUUCGGUGCAUCCCUAGUUCUUUGGCAGUUCUAAUAUCUUAAUUCUAAUUGAGUGGUUGGCUGGAAAGACCCAGCCUAAAAGGCCAGUUAGAAUUUGCAGAGAAUAGUCUAUAUAUGCCUGGACGCCCUAAAAUUUGGGGUGAAUACUGAUUUGAUAUACUUGAUAUUAUUGAACCUAUAGCUGAAAUACUGAUAUUACUGUGCAAUCAUAUGUCUCUAACAUUUGAGCUAAGGGGAGGUGUCUAAAGGAUGUCAUUAAACACAUUUGUAGCAAUGGAGGUAGCCAGUAAGAUUCUGUAGGGCUACUCAAUUCACUUGGCCUAGCUGUAACAGGUGUCAUAAACGAGAGCCAUAUAGUAUUAUUGCUCUCUGUACAUCUGCAGCACAAAAAACACCUCUUAUACAUAAUAAGGCUUGUUGCCAAGAAUGAUUUAAUUUUCAGGUUGUAGAUUGUUAAACCUCUUUUAACUACCAACAUGCCAGUUUCUGUUGUAACAAUGUACAUCCCAACACUUAUUGGUGAAAAGCAUAAAAUGUAGCACAAGUAAAGGCUGUGGUCAUUUUUAAGGAUCAUUUUAUGUAAUGCUUAUUGCAUAUCAACAUUCAAGUGAUAUUGAAAUAUGGUUAUAAAUAUAUAUUUGAAUUUCAUGUUUUCAAAACCCAUUUCCUCUUCACCCACUACAGCACUUUGUAUAUUCUUUCAGGCAUUUAAAGGUAGCCACACACAAAGGAGGUUGGCCAUUCCAAGGUGUUCAAGGAGAACAGAACCCUAUUAUAUCACUUUGGUCUACUGCAGAGAACACCAAACCACCCUCCUGAAUUGAACCAACCAGCUACAAUAACAGGGUCCUGUUCUCUCAUACCUCAUGAUAAAAUGUAGCACAGUAGGGCAGUGCCUGCCAUUUCUGAUCACUUGUUUCCUUGUCUCUAGGUAUGUGCAUAGUCUUCACAAGUGUUCAUCACUAUAGAGCCUGCUAGAGGAAGGCAAGUGGUCAGAGAUGGAGGCCUCCAACUUCAAGUGAUAUUGAAAUAUGGUUAUACAUAUAUAUUUCAAUUUCAUGUUUUGAAAACCCAUUUCCUCUUAACCUACUACAGCACUUUGUAUAUUCAGAUUCAAACAACAGUUUAAAUCAGGCAUUUAAAGGUGGCCACGCACAAAGGAGGAUAGUCAUUCCAAUGUUAACAUUAAUCACCCAUCUCCCCAUGCCUGGAUCACUUGGUCAGCCUUUUUAGAGCCAUUAAUUUGUUCUAUCCUGUUUGAUUGCUGUUGCAGCUUUUUUGCAGCACUAAUUAGUUAGCGCAUGAACAUUAAAGAAUGUCUUUUUUUCA